UUCCAGAAGGAAGGAAGAGACGUGAAUGUUUCAGGUCCUGCACGUUUAUUGAACCGAUUUCGGGCCUCAAGGACCGAGGGGAUGGCGUUAAUUUAGAGUGGGAGCGGAGAUGCGCCGCCGCCCGUAAACCUCACCGGCCCCCAUCCGAGCUCUCCAGGGAGCCCGCCGCCGUCCGCCAUGUCCAAGUACAAACUCGUCAUGUUAAGGCACGGGGAAGGAGCUUGGAAUAAAGAGAAUCGCUUUUGCAGCUGGGUGGAUCAGAAGCUCAACGGCGACGGCAUCAAGGAGGCCCAGAACUGUGGGAAACAACUCCGGGCCCUGAACUUUGAGUUCGACCUGGUGUUCACCUCGGUCCUCAACCGGUCCAUCCACACGGCCUGGCUGGUGUUGGAGGAGAUGGGGCAAGAGUGGGUCCCCGUGGAGAGCUCCUGGCGUCUGAACGAGCGCCACUACGGGGCCCUGAUCGGCCUCAACAGGGAGAAGAUGGCACUGAACCACGGCGAGGAGCAGGUGAGGAUCUGGAGGAGAAGCUACGACGUGACCCCGCCUCCCAUCGACGAAUCCCACCCGUACUAUCACGAGAUCUACAAUGACCGCCGGUAUAAAUGCUGCGACGUGUCGCCCGAUAAACUGCCCCGCUCCGAAAGCCUGAAGGAGGUGUUGGAUAGACUCCUGCCCUAUUGGACUGAGAGGAUCGCACCCGCGCUGAAAAGCGGCAAAUCCAUUCUCAUCUCCGCUCAUGGAAACAGCAGCAGGGCACUGCUGAAGCAUCUGGAAGGCAUCUCAGAUGACGACAUCAUCAACCUGACUCUUCCUACCGGCGUGCCCAUCCUCCUGGAACUGGACGAAAACCUGCGUGCCGUCGGCCCUCACCAGUUCCUGGGCGACCAAGAGGCCAUCCAGGCGGCCAUAAAGAAAGUGGAAGAUCAGGGGAAGGUUAAACGAGCGGAAAAAUAAAUCACACACACACACACACACACACACACACACACACACACAAGCUCUGGGCUUGGAGUGCUUUGCAGGCGCUGAAUCUCUUGUGAACUUGCAGUUGCUUUAAAAGUGAAUCCAGUAUUGAAGUUAGAGGGCCUCCUCAUUGAGCGUAGAUAAAGGGCCCAGCCUCUUCUCUCAGCGGAGGUGUUUUCGGAGUUGGAAGUUGAAGUGUGAAUCUAUUUAUAGCGUUUGCCCGCUAGUUCCUGUGUGAUCCAUCACCCAGCUGGUCGUCACCAGAGGAGCCCAGCUGUUAAUUCAGGAGCUGAGAGAGGAGCAUGUGGUGGUUGGGAGGGCUGGGGGUGUCCACAGGCCAAAGGUGAGGUGUUUGGGCCAAGAAGCAAGAGGAAAGUUUGUAUUUUGCCUUGUUAAGGUAUUGUUAAAUUUUCACAACUAUUAAAUGCUGGCCCCAGUUGCACUAAGCGGUAUUAUUAGAUAAUGCACUAGUCUUAAAAUCAUUUUUCUUAUUAGGUUUUUUUUCUCCCUUAAAGGGUAUUCUGGUGGUAUUUAAGACCGAUGGUCUUCUGAAGGAGGAGGUCUAAAGUUGUCUGUGUUUUUCCCGAAACAAUGCCCCCUGGUUUGAAAUGGAUUCGGCCCCAAAGUGUUGGCUUUCAUUUUUCGUUUGGCAUUUAUUCUCUGCGGCUUCUCUAGUGAGCAGAGCAGAGAGAAAGGGAGUUUUCCAGGUGGUGAAAUUAUUUUCUAAUCUUAAAAGGAUCAUUCUUUGACUUCAGAUACCUCCCUGAUUGUAAACAAAGAGGUCUAGCAUGCCAGGUGGACACAGAUUCGUUUAGGAAUAACUUGGGUUUGGAAAUUACAGGCCCUAGGCCCAUCUUUUUUUCUUUCCCUUUUAUGUACAUAGAAAUGUGUGUAUAGUUGGAGCUUCAAAAGUUGUAAAAGGGGCCAAGUGAUGAUUAAUGGGUCCUUCCGUGCACACAUUCGAGGACAGUGAUUGUGUUCAUUCUCCCAUUAUCCUUAUUUAGGGUUAAGCUAAACACUCUUGGCUAGUGUUGCAGAGAUAUUUUUGAGAUCCAGCCACACCUGUUUUUUUAAACAGAAUGUUUAAAAGGCUCUGUGGACAUGGGGCACGUAAUCUCCACCAUAAAAGGCCAAGGGAGAGGUGCUUUCUCUAAGCGUUCUUCGAGGGGAGAAGAAUAUCGACGCCCAUCUUCAGGGGACAGGUUUUGCCCCACCUGGGCUUGCGGGUUCCCCGACAACCUAUUUUUCCAGAAUUUUCCAUAUCGUGGUGCGAGUACAUUUCCCAGAAGCAUGAAAUUGACCUCUCCGAUUUUUGAAAAGCAUCUUUGAGCUGUAAGCUUGCGGUCAGACCCGGCGGCGGCUCCCCGAUCUUCUAGUGGUUGGGAAGCAGAGAUUUCUGGGGGCCUUCGUUAUGAUUACUGGAGGAGGUAGCGCUUUGGGAUAAAGACGUUUCUAGAGCAGCAUCCCCUUGGGGAUGGAUUCUUCGGAGAUUUCCAAAACCAGUCCGAUCUGUUUCCAGACUCUCAAAAGAAUGGGUGCAUUUUGACACACUUGACUCUUGUAAGUGCCAAUGAAAAUCACUAUGCAAAAACCCGUGGUUCUCGCAAAUCAAUUUCCGAGCGCGUACGUGUGCCGAAUUAUAUACGUGUCACCGUU
Molecule: messenger RNA, 2622 nt
Organism: Ornithorhynchus anatinus (platypus)
Lineage: Eukaryota; Metazoa; Chordata; Mammalia; Monotremata; Ornithorhynchidae
Gene: BPGM
Product: bisphosphoglycerate mutase
Exons: 3
Coding region: 178-957 (259 amino acids)
Biological process (GO): glycolytic process
Molecular function (GO): intramolecular phosphotransferase activity
Source: RefSeq, a predicted model, not a curated record